This is a messenger RNA of Thelazia callipaeda (thelaziosis nematode), 297 nucleotides long. NCBI's taxonomy places the organism in Eukaryota, Metazoa, Nematoda, Chromadorea, Rhabditida, Thelaziidae. The record is from the annotation of a GenBank genome assembly.
AUGAGUGGAAAUGAUGACAAAAUUGAUUACUAUGAGAUUCUUGGGGUUGAUAAGAAUGCUACUGAGCAGCAGAUCAAAAAUAACUACAAGAAACUGGCACUUAAAUUCCAUCCUGAUCGAAAUCCUGGUGACCACAAUGCAGCUGAGCAGUUUAAAAAAAUGUCCAUCGCAUACGCAGUAUUAUCAGAUCCAAACAAGAGACGUCAAUAUGAUUUAAGUGGUCCUUCUGGUGCUCUUGUCGAUUUUGAGGGAUUAGAUAUCAGUGAAAUGGGAGGACUUGGUAUGAUUCGUUCUUAA